Messenger RNA from Oryza brachyantha (malo sina), 2679 nucleotides. RefSeq names its product putative receptor protein kinase ZmPK1. The coding region runs from base 1 to 2319 and encodes 772 amino acids. Lineage: Eukaryota; Viridiplantae; Streptophyta; Magnoliopsida; Poales; Poaceae. Gene Ontology annotation, biological process: recognition of pollen; protein phosphorylation. The transcript has a single exon. The record is from RefSeq and is a predicted model, not a curated record. Gene Ontology annotation, molecular function: protein serine/threonine kinase activity; ATP binding.
AUGGCAAUAUUUCUCCAUCUGAUCAUCCUUUCACCCUUCCUCUUUCUUGGGCUGUUCAGCGUUUCUGCUUCGCCCCAGCUGACACUGAACACAGGCUCGUCUCUCUCAGUGCAAGACCACGAGCAUACGUUCCUGGCAUCACCGAAUUCCGUCUUCUCCUGUGGCUUCUACCCAGUUGGGACAAAUGCCUUCACCUUCUCCAUCUGGUUCACAAACACGGUGGACAGGACUAUCGUCUGGUCUGCAAAUCCCCAGUCCCCAGUGAAUGGGCAUGGAUCAAAGGUAUCGCUGCAUGACGAUGGCUACCUGGUCCUGACGGAUGUCAAUGGUUCCACGAUCUGGAUGAGCACAGUGAGCGCAGGCGAGGGGUCGACGGCUGAGCUGCUGGAGAGUGGAAACCUUGUGGUCAGAGAUUCAGGCGGCACAGCCAUGUGGCAAAGCUUCACUUCACCAACGGAUACCUUGCUCCCUGCACAGCAAUUGACCAAAGACACGAGGUUAGUAUCCGGAUACCAUAGCCUUUACUUCGACAACGACAAUAGCCUUCGUCUUGUAUACAAUGGACCUGAGUUCUCAAGCAUCUACUGGCCAAAUGAUGAUUAUACCAUGUUCCGGUAUGGCAUCAAAGUCAAGAACAACUCCAGGCUUGCGGUCCUAGAUGACAAAGGUGGUUUCUUCUCAAGUGAUGCCCUUACAGUACAGGCAUCUGAUUUUGGUCUUGGGAUCAAGAGAAGACUGACUCUUGACUACGAUGGCAACCCCAGAAUUUACAGCCUUGAUGCAUCAAAUCGAAGUUGGAUAGUCACAUGGCAAGCCAUAGUGGAGAUGCAUUAUGUGCACGGCAUGUGUGGAAAGAAUGGGUUUUGUGAGUACUCACCCGAACCUAGUUGUUCAUGUCCUCCUGGAUUUGAGAUGGUUGAUCCACAGAAUUGGAGCAGAGGCUGUAGGCCGACAUUUAGCUAUAAUUGUGGGCAAGAGAGGUACAAGUUCAUUGAGAUUCCCCAAACCGACUUUUAUGACUUUGAUCUUGGCUUUAACGAGUCUAUCUCAUUUGAAGAGUGCCGAAAUAUUUGCUUAAAGACGUGCUCUUGCAUUGCUUUCUCUUACCGGCUAACUGGAACUGGUGUUUGUUACCCUAAAGGCCUGCUGUUCAAUGGUUACAAAUCUCCCGCAUUUCCAGGAAGUUUAUAUCUUAAAGUGCCCUACAGCGCUAACAUAGAGGCCUCGUCAAAACAAUCAGUUCUCACAUGUUCCCUUGGCAGUCAGGAGAUUGCAACAUCUUCAGAUCAUACAAGAUGGCUAUAUUUCUAUAUAUUCCCUGGAGUAUUCGGAGCCUUGGAACUAGUUUUCGUUCUGACAACGUGGUGGUUUCUUUCCAAAAAAAGUUACAUUCAGAAUUCAGCAGAGGGAGGUUACAUGAUGAUAAGAAAUCAAUUCAGGAGGUUUACUUACCAAGAGCUGAAGGAAGCAACAGGAAAGUUCAGGGAAGAGCUUGGAAGAGGUAGUUCUGGAAUCGUAUACAGAGGAGUGCUCAAUGAUAAGAGGAUCAUUGCAGUGAAGAAGCUUGUCGAUGUCGCACGAUGUGAAGCUGAAUUCCAAGCAGAAAUGAGUUUAAUUGGUAAGAUCAACCACAUGAAUUUGGUCAGGAUAUGGGGCUUCUGCUCAGAAGGAAAAAACAAGCUACUGGUAUACGAGUAUGUGGAGAACGAGUCACUGGACAGAUAUCUGUUCAAUACCGUCAGUACUGAAAGAUUGCUCAUGUGGAGAGAACGUUUUAAUGUUGCCUUGGGAGCAGCAAGGGCAUUGGCUUACCUCCACCAUGAGUGUCUUGAGUGGGUUUUCCAUUGUGAUGUGAAGCCCGAGAACAUACUCUUGACCCGAGAUUUCGAAGCCAAGAUAGCAGACUUUGGACUAUCAAAAUUGUAUAAGAGAGAGGGCUCCAGCUUCAACUUUUCCCAAAUGCGAGGAACAGUAGGCUACAUGGCACCGGAGUGGGCAACUAAUUUGCCAAUCAAUGCAAAGGUAGAUGUCUUCAGCUAUGGAGUGGUGCUUUUGGAAAUUGUGGCUGGACAGAGAAUUUCAAGCCAUACAACAAGGGAAAGCAGAGUUAUCAAGUCAAAACAAUUUAUUGAGAACGUCAGGGAGGCUUUAACUGCUGGGGAUACCAAGUGCAUCGUGGAUGGUAGGCUUCAUAACCAAUUUAAUUCUGAGCAGGCAAUGGUUAUGUUGACAAUUGCUGUAUCAUGUCUUGAAGAAGACAGAAGCAAGAGGCCUACCAUGCAUGAAGUUGUCAAAACUCUCCUGGACUGUAAAGAAUAACCUGGCUAUUUCAUUAGUCAAUGGAUCUGCAAACAACAGGGACUAAAAGCAGUAAAAGAACAAGGUUGUAUUGUUAGCAAUGUUUUGCACACAUAUUCAGACCUGACAGGAAAAAGGACAAGACAUUACUUCUUGUCUCCUGUCAUUUGGCCAAUAUCCACCAGUUAUCCUUUUCGUGUGAAAAUCAAGUUCAUGCAUUGUCUAGUUAUUGUACUCCCUCCAAAACAUAACAACUUCCGUCUGUGAAUCUAGACAUUAUAACCACAAGUUGCUAUAUUUUAGGAUGAAAGGAGUACGACUUAUCAGGAUUUUUAACUAUCUUUUGUAAUAAAAAAUAUGGUAACUUCCGAUGACAUCUCA